AUGAUGUCGAGACUGCACGAGGUUGAGAUUGUGAUAUGCAUCGUUUUGAUGGUGGAGAUCGAAGGAAGGGAUGUUCGACACCGCCCUUGGUUGACACAGCCCAGAACUGGCAACAUCGUUUCGAUGGCAAUGCUGCAUGCAGUCACUCUCCGAGGAGCUACGGAAGCGGGGCGAGAGAACGGCUCCAAUCAAAACACGAGGUUACGAAGGGCGCUUGAAUGA
This is a messenger RNA of Coprinopsis cinerea okayama7#130, 222 nucleotides long. RefSeq lists its product as hypothetical. Lineage: Eukaryota; Fungi; Basidiomycota; Agaricomycetes; Agaricales; Psathyrellaceae. The coding region runs from base 1 to 222 and encodes 73 amino acids. The transcript is spliced from 3 exons. The record is from RefSeq and is a predicted model, not a curated record.